AUGCUCAGGUUUCGACCUAUCCUCCCGAAACCCUCGCCAGAAGGUGCGCUUUCUGUCGCCAAUCAAAACGUCGUCGUUUCCAAAAAGAGACCCAAGAGGAAGUACGUUAGGGUUCGGAGGAACAGUAAAUCUUCGAAGAGCCAAACGCCGGAGGACGUGCCGCCGAUUGCGACGCUGCAGUUGAUGCCGGAGAAGAACGCGCCGGAACGGGAAAUGGAGAAAAAACGGGUCGUGGAAAAUCCGGAACCGGUGACGAUGGUGGAAACGUGGGUGACGGUCGAGAGCGUGACGGGCACGUGCAUGGGUGAGGGGUGGGGAGGGUUAGGGUAUACGGACGAGGGAAAAAUGAAGAAUCUAGAAGCUGACACGUGUCCAGGGUUUGUGUGUGACGGGGGUUUUAGGGUGCGGUGGGUGAACGACGCGUACAAGAGGAUGGUGGUGAGCGAGGAGCGUGACCCGCGGGCUGAGAAUAUCGUGGUGCGGUUGAAGGUGAAGGAUGGUGCUGCUUUGUGGUGGUGCUAUUCUUACCCGGUGUUCACUUGCGGCGUGAGGUUGCAGUACACGUGGCGGAAUGAGAAGUGCACCAAGAUGGUUCCGUGUGAUGUUUGGAGAAUGGAUUGUGGUGGUUUUGCAUGGAGGCUAGACGUGAAAGCUGCGCUUAGUUUGGGUCUCUGA
Messenger RNA from Abrus precatorius (Indian licorice), 675 nucleotides. RefSeq lists its product as uncharacterized. The coding region runs from base 1 to 675 and encodes 224 amino acids. Lineage: Eukaryota; Viridiplantae; Streptophyta; Magnoliopsida; Fabales; Fabaceae. The record is from RefSeq and is a predicted model, not a curated record. The transcript has a single exon.